Acyrthosiphon pisum (pea aphid) is the source of this 2105-nucleotide messenger RNA. Its product is annotated as scaffold attachment factor B1. Gene Ontology annotation, biological process: regulation of transcription by RNA polymerase II; regulation of mRNA processing. The transcript has 11 exons. The coding region runs from base 263 to 1885 and encodes 540 amino acids. NCBI's taxonomy places the organism in Eukaryota, Metazoa, Arthropoda, Insecta, Hemiptera, Aphididae. Gene Ontology annotation, cellular component: nucleus. The record is from RefSeq and is a predicted model, not a curated record. Gene Ontology annotation, molecular function: sequence-specific DNA binding; RNA binding.
AUAUUCUUAACUCAAUAUUUAAUUUACACGAUGCAUCGCUAGGCGCUAGCUAUUUACUAUUUUUGUGUUUAAUAAUGAGUGCAGAUCUGCAAUUAUCGAAAUAAAUAUUCAUUACUAGAAUUAUAAAUAGUUUAGGAAGUUUUUAAAAGUUCUAAUAAAAGGGUGUUAAAAGUUAAAAGUGACAAUUAUUAUAUCAUAGAUUGGAGUAUUAGGUACUUCUGUAACAAUAAGAUCCUCAAUGCUAUAGAUUUGAAUUCAAAAAAUGUUAACCUUGAAUUCUAAGUCUCCAACUGUUGAAAAAAAGUUAUCUCCUGUUAUUGAAAAAAAUGAAAUUAAUACAGUGUCUACUUCUGACAAAAAAAAAGUUACUCCAUCAAAAACAAUUAAGACGAACGUUGCUGGCAAAAGACCGGGCCCAAAGUCUAAAACAUGUGUGCCACAGUUAAAAAUUGAAAAAAUGACUUCAAAUCCACCAAACAAAAAUGAUCUAAAUUCAAAACAAGCAGAUAGUAAUGAUGUUGUUGCUAAUUCCAAGGAUUCAAAAAUAUUGUUAUUAGAUGCAAGUAAUGCUGAUAUAACUGAUAUUGUUGAAGCAGAAUCCAAGAAAAUUGAUACUAAUACAGCUCAACAAAGUGAGGCUGGAAUUGUAGAUUUAAUUCCAACUCAUAAAAAUAAAACUAUUAUUAAAACAGAUUCUAGUACUAGUACAAAAGAAAAUAACAAAGACAGUAUAACUUCCAUACAAACUGAUAAUGUUAUAGUAAAAACAGAAUGUAAUGAUAUAAAACAAACUACAUACUUAGAUAGUUUUGAUACUGGUGUUAAAUGUAAAGUCUUAGAAGAAGAAUGUACUAUAAAUCCCAAUCGUUUAGAUGAAGAAAAAAAUAAGAAUAUUAUUAGUAGAGUAAAAGAAGUUACACCAGAUCCUAAAGAAGAGGAAGAUAAUAUACAAGAUGAAGAAUUAGAUCAUGAAAUAUAUGAAGAAUUGGAUCCUGAAGUUGAUGGAGACAAAAUAAAUGAGAGUAGUGAUAGUUUUAAUCAAACGCAUAAUACAGUAAAAUCUGUUCAAGAAUAUAACAAGGAUGAUAAUAAUGAAGAUUCUAUCAACUUGACGAUUGGAGAAGAUGAUAUUAAAUUAUUUGCUGACGAGGAAGAUACAAACAUUGAAAAAGAGGACGAAGUGAUCGAGAACCAUACCAAAGAAGUAACUUCAACAAUCAAACAGCGUGAAUCUUGCCAUCUAGUUACUGCUAGUAGCAGAUCAACAACUGGAUUGGUAAAAAGCCGCCGCAGUGCAACUGAGAAGCGUUUAUCUGUUGGGGAUAAACCACGGAGCACCCGCAAAGAGGACAAGGACACCAGCAAUGCAAAACCCAUCAUCAAUGUCAGUGUGCCCAAAGAUGAGAAGAAAGAAGUGGAGAAACAAGUUAAAGAUAAAGUGGAAGCAGGCAAUAAGCAGAGUAAUAGUUCAAUGGCUCAACAAAUAUCAAAUGACACAUCAAAGAAAAACAAUUCGUCCUUUGUACGCAAUAUUUGGGUUAGUGGCUUGUCAUCAAUUACUAAGGCUACUGAUUUAAAACAACUUUUUUCAAAAUAUGGAAAGGUUGUCGGCGCAAAAGUUGUGACAAAUGCCAAAACUCCAGGAGCUCGUUGUUAUGGUUUUGUUACACUAUCCUCAGCAGAAGAUGCUAAUCGUAGUAUUGAAAAUUUACACAAGACUGAACUUCAUGGACGUGUUAUUAGUGUUGAACGAGCUAAACGUGACAAUGGUUAUCAAGUGACUGCAAAAAGUUCUGAUUCAUUUAAAGUAAAUGAAAAUUCUGAAAAUGAUCAAAAAACUAAAAACAAUGAGGAAAAGAAAGAUAAGCGGGAAGAAAAAAGAUAAAAGAGACCUGAAAUUACAAUUAAUGAUGUUAAAGAACCAGACUUGACAACUAUUAAGCGUGCAUCAAAAGAUCAAAAUCAAGAUUUAAAACGUUCUAAAAUUGUGAUUGAAAGUGAUGAACAUAGAAAAGACAGGAGCGUAAAAAGUAAAAGCAAUGAACGUGAUAAAGAAAGAAUCAGAGAAUUAGAACGAGAAAGAGAACAUUUAGAAAGAGAAAAAA